Molecule: messenger RNA, 3718 nt
Organism: Pelobates fuscus (common spadefoot toad)
Lineage: Eukaryota; Metazoa; Chordata; Amphibia; Anura; Pelobatidae
Gene: GART
Product: phosphoribosylglycinamide formyltransferase, phosphoribosylglycinamide synthetase, phosphoribosylaminoimidazole synthetase
Exons: 24
Coding region: 114-3164 (1016 amino acids)
Biological process (GO): adenine biosynthetic process; 'de novo' IMP biosynthetic process
Cellular component (GO): cytosol
Molecular function (GO): phosphoribosylamine-glycine ligase activity; phosphoribosylglycinamide formyltransferase activity; phosphoribosylformylglycinamidine cyclo-ligase activity
Source: RefSeq, a predicted model, not a curated record
CUAAGUUCACGUUCAAUGCAAAACACGUGGGUGUCGCUAUCAGUGUGCUGGGAAUAACAGGCAGCUGUCCUGCUCCAGGUAUUCUAACAAGGGCAACCUCCUUCAUCUAAGCAAUGGGUGAGAACAUCCUGGUAAUUGGCAGCGGUGCCCGGGAGCAUGCUCUAGCAUGGAAGUUGGCACAGUCCACUCGCGUGAAACAAGUGCUUGUUGCUCCAGGAAACGCAGGCACAGCUAACAGUGGAAAGAUCUCAAAUACAGCGGCUCCCACCGGCGAUCACGCACAGCUCACUGAAUUCUGCAAGACCAAUAGCAUUAACCUUGUUGUGGUUGGUCCUGAGGCUCCCCUUGCUGCAGGUAUUGUUGAUGAUCUGACGGCGGCUGGGGUGAGAUGCUUUGGACCCACUGCCAAGGCAGCCCAACUUGAAUCCAGUAAGAGUUUUUCCAAAGACUUUAUGGACCGACAUGGUAUCCCUACAGCUCGGUGGAAAUCCUUCACUAGUGCGCCAGAGGCCUGCAGCUUUAUCACAAAUGCGGAUUUUCCAGCGUUGGUUGUAAAGGCGAGUGGCCUGGCGGCUGGUAAAGGAGUGAUUGUAGCCUCUACGAAGGAGGAAGCUUGCAAAGCUGUUAAUGAAAUCUUGACGGAUAAAGUGUUUGGAGAAGCUGGCGAAACAGUUGUGGUGGAAGAGCUGCUGGAGGGGGAGGAAGUUUCUUGUUUGUGUUUUACUGAUGGGAUCCAUGUUGCCCCGAUGCCACCAGCACAAGACCAUAAAAGGCUAAUGGAUGGUGACAAAGGACCCAAUACAGGAGGGAUGGGAGCGUACUGUCCGGCGCCCCAGGUUUCUAAAGAUUUAUUGGCGAAUAUCCUGGAGAAUGUUUUGUAUAAAACGGUUAAUGGAGUAAGAGCAGACGGUUUCAAAUACACUGGUGUGCUGUACGCAGGGCUUAUGCUCACAAAGGAUGGACCAAAAGUGCUCGAAUUCAACUGUAGAUUCGGGGACCCAGAGUGUCAGGUAAUUCUUCCCCUACUUAAGAGUGAUCUAUAUGACCUGAUCCAGGCAAUCCUUGACGGUGAACUGGUUAACGCCAUGCCGGUUUGGCUAGAAGACCAUGCUGCUGUUACUGUAGUUAUGGCCAGUGGUGGCUACCCUGGCAACUAUGCCAAAGGCUUGGAGAUCACUGGAUUUGAGAAGACAAAACUCCUUGGUUUGGAAGUGUUUCAUGCAGGCACUGCCUUGAAGGAUGGGAAGGUGGUGACCAAUGGAGGCAGAGUUCUUACUGUAACUUCUAUAAAGAGAGGUCUUCUCGCUGCACUAUUGGAGGCCAACCAAGGUGUAUCUGCCUUGCAUUUCGAAGGCGCUGUGUACCGUAAAGACAUUGGUUUCCGUGCAAUUUCCUAUCUCCAGAAAACCAGGUCUCUAACAUACAAAGACAGCGGCGUUGACAUUGCGGCUGGGAACACCCUUGUGCAGAGAAUUAAACCACUUGCUACAGCUACAGCCAGAACUGGCUGUAAUCCGGAGCUUGGCGGUUUCGCUGGCCUUUUUGACCUGAAAGCUGCUGGAUUUAUAGAUCCCCUCCUUGUAUCUGGGACAGACGGUGUUGGAACCAAACUGAAGGUUGCCCAAGCAUGUAAUAAACAUGAUACCAUCGGCCAGGACUUGGUAGCAAUGUGCGUCAAUGACAUCUUGGCACAGGGCGCAGAGCCACUGUUUUUCCUGGAUUAUUUUGCGUGUGGGAAACUUGACGUGGGAGUGGCGGAAUCUGUGGUGUCUGGAAUUGCCAAUGCCUGUAAAAUGGCUGGCUGUGCUCUUCUGGGAGGUGAGACUGCUGAGAUGCCUGGCAUGUAUGCCAAAGACGAGUAUGAUCUAGCAGGCUUUGCUGUGGGUGCCGUGGAGAGGGUGUUUGUGCUGCCACGGAUGGAAAGGAUACGAGAGAGAGACGUGGUUAUUGGAAUCGCUUCUUCAGGACUUCACAGUAAUGGUUUCAGUCUUGUGAGGAAGAUUCUCGACAAGUUAUCCCUAAAUUUCUCUUCUCCAGCUCCUCCAUGCUGUGGAAAGCAGACCUUUGGAGAGCUUUUGUUGACACCGACCAAAAUCUAUGCCCAGAGCCUGCUUCCUAUCCUCAGAUCGGGGGAAAUUAAGGCCUACGCUCACAUCACCGGAGGUGGACUGGUGGAGAACAUCCCAAGGGUUCUACCUCCAUCCUUGGGAGUCAUUUUGAAUGCUCUGUGCUGGAAAAUACCUCCCAUAUUCUCCUGGCUUCAGAAACAUGGAAAUCUUACAAUGGAGGAGAUGGUCCGUACUUUUAACUGUGGGAUUGGCGCCAUAUUGAUCUUGGAAAACGACAUCUGUGACAUGGUACUUGACGAGGUGUAUAAAAGCGAGGAAGCCUGGCUUAUUGGAACAGUGACCACGCGUGACAAAGUCUCUAGCCCUGUUGAAGUAAGGAAUUUUAUGGAAGCUCUACACAGGACAGAUCCUGAGCCACAGCCCCUCCUCAUGGAGUUGAAAUACAUCAUUGAGGACACCCUGACGCGUGGAAGAGUACCCGUGGCUGUACUAAUCUCCGGCUCAGGAACAAAUCUCGAGGCUUUAAUAAGGACAUCAGUGGGCCCCAGUAGUUCUGCAUUCAUUGCUUUAGUGAUCUCUAACAAAGCUGGUGUGGAGGGACUGAACAGGGCACAAAAUGCAAGAAUUCCUACAUUGGUUAUUGAUCACAAGCAGUACAGCAGCCGUGAGGACUUUGACUCUGCCAUUGAUAAAGCCCUCUGUGACAACCGAAUUGAGCUUAUCUGCCUUGCUGGGUUCAUGAGGAUUUUAUCUGGAAUGUUUGUCAACAAGUGGCGUGGGAAAAUCCUGAAUGUCCAUCCGUCCUUGUUACCAUCUUUUAGGGGGGCGAAUGCACACAAGGAGGUGCUGGCAGCCGGUGUGAGAGUUACUGGUUGUACUGUGCACUUUGUAGUGGAAGAGGUAGAUGCUGGAGCGAUUAUAUGCCAGGAAGCUGUUCCUGUGGAGUUGGAUGAUUCUGUGGAGACACUGUCUGAAAGGGUUAAAAAGGCAGAACACAGAGCGUACCCCCGGGCUCUGCAGAUGGUGACCAGUGGGGAGGCAUCACUCGGAGAAGAUGGAAAAAUAAAGUGGAAUAUAAAAAAGAACAAAUGCUGAUUUGCUGUUCCAACCGGUUGCUUUGACCUUCUUUGACUGACUUGAAGAUUAUGGCACUUUCAAUGGCAUCACCUCAAAGACUACUUCAUGAUUGAGAGAGAAAUCAAGAUUGCUUUUUAUAAAUUGACAUCUGUUUAUUACAGUACAAAACAAGAUAUUCACAACUUGCUCAGUGCCUUCUUAGUUCCAACACUGACUUAAGACUUCCUAUUCUCAUUCUGUUGUAUUUUAUUACAUUCCUGAUAAAGGGUCUAAUUUGAAAUAAUUCCAUAUUGCCCCUCACUAGGUUACCAUUGUUUAGUUAAUAUCCAGAGGAACAAACCGAUCUGAAGAUCGCAUGAAACUGAUAUCACACAUCCAGUCUAACAGAGAAAUGGUUACUGUGGGUUAACUUUUAGCCCCCUUUAGUAUCUAAAGUGAUGUUGGCUUUCAUAAAGCUUAGUUUGUUUCCCUGUUCAAUCGUUCCAGAUGCCUUUGACCUGAUGUCUUGUUCCAUCUAAGUAUGCGGUGACCAUGGCUUGUGUCGAGUAAUAAACUUAUCUCUGCCUCUGUUA